AUGUGGAUGGUGGGAUAUAAUGAAGGGAGUGACUUCAACAUGCCUGAUCAUGCAUUCAAUGGACGGAAGCUUAGGCCUUUAGUUCCAAGGCCACUGGCUUCACCUAUAGCACAUCAUGCUACUGAUUUCUUCACACAGUGUCACAAUCUGGCAUCAGUGGCAGAUCAAGGCAAGAGAGAGUUCAACAAUACUCCACCAGUUGUGGUGAGCACAAGGUGGAAUCCUACCCCAGAGCAGCUGAGAGCUCUUGAAGAGUUGUAUCGGAGAGGGACGAGAACGCCAUCAGCAGAACAAAUUCAGCAUAUCACAGCACAGCUUCGGAGGUUUGGGAAAAUUGAAGGGAAGAAUGUGUUCUAUUGGUUUCAGAAUCACAAAGCCAGAGAGAGGCAGAAACGACGCCGUCAAGUGGAAUCAGCUGCAGUAGAGGGACACCCCUACGAUCUUGAUGCUCUUGAAAAGAAAGACUUAGGCGCGAGUAGGACAGCGUUUGAAGUUGAACAGACUAGCAGGAACAACUGGGCACCCUCUACAAACUGCAGUGUUCCUCUUGCAGAGGAAUCUGUCUCAAUACAAAGGGCAGCAAAAGCAGCUGCAGCAGCGGCAGCAGUUGCAGAGAGUAGAACAGAUGGAUGGGUUCAAUUCCAUGAAGGAGAAUUACAACAAAGAAGAAACUUUAUGGAAAGGAAUGCCACGUGGCAGAUGUUACAGCCAUCUUCUUGUCCUCCCCCUACAGCUGCUGCUACCACUGCUCCCUCUACAACUAGCAUUAUUGCUACUAAUGCAGCCACAGUAAUGGACCCAAAGCUAGUAAAGAACCAUUGUAAUAUCAGCUUUUUCAUGUCUCCUCACACUGAAAACGGUGUUAUCCACCCAAACAGUAAUGGGAUUCUCAGGGAAGAUGAUCAUAACAACCAUGUGGAAUCCCAAACCCUUCAACUUUUCCCACUAAGGAGUGGAGGAGAUGGCUGCAAUAACAUUAACCAGAAAGAGACAGAGAUAUCAGUGUCCUCCGCCAUGGAUUCCAACUUGACUCCAAGCCAGUUCUUUGAGUUCCUUCCAUUGAAGAACUAA
This is a messenger RNA of Neltuma alba, 1071 nucleotides long. Its product is annotated as WUSCHEL-related homeobox 1-like. Gene Ontology annotation, biological process: plant organ development. Lineage: Eukaryota; Viridiplantae; Streptophyta; Magnoliopsida; Fabales; Fabaceae. The coding region runs from base 1 to 1071 and encodes 356 amino acids. Gene Ontology annotation, molecular function: DNA-binding transcription factor activity; DNA binding. The transcript is spliced from 4 exons. The record is from RefSeq and is a predicted model, not a curated record.